Messenger RNA from Triticum aestivum (bread wheat), 1745 nucleotides. Its product is annotated as putative F-box protein At3g16210. The transcript is spliced from 2 exons. The record is from RefSeq and is a predicted model, not a curated record. Bases 111 to 1247 code for a protein of 378 amino acids. Lineage: Eukaryota; Viridiplantae; Streptophyta; Magnoliopsida; Poales; Poaceae. Gene Ontology annotation, molecular function: protein binding.
CUCACUCCCCACUCCCCCGCUCCGUCGAGUCCCCAGCCCCAAAAGCCACGCCGCCGCCGCCCCAUCUCCCGUCGAAACCUACCUAUUCCAGCGGCCAUCCCUUCCAAGCUAUGGAGAAUCCGGUGGAGGAGCCGAUGUCCAGGCUCACCCGCGACCUAAUCGCGGAGAUCCUCUCUCGCGUGCCCUAUAAAUCGCUCUGCAUCUGCAAGUGCGUCUGCCCGGCCUGGCGCGACCUCAUCGCCGACCCCGUCUACAGGAAGAAGAUUGUGCACUCCCUGACCGGCUUCUUCUACCGCAUCACCGAAGAAGCCGCGGCCUUCCCCGGCGUCAACUACGCCGACCUGUCCGCCUUCCCGUGGGCGAGCGUCCCCAAGACCCACCCGCGGCUGCCGCUGCCGCCCGACAGCACGGACCGCGUCAUGUCCGUCGAUGAUUCCUGCGAUGGACUGUUUCUUGCCCGCAUUUCUAUUGGGGCUGGCAAUUUUCGCUACAUGGUCUCCAAUCCAGCUACCGGUGAGUACACUCUGCUGCCCCACAAUGGCCACGCCGGCAACGACAGCAUUGCUUACCUGGGUUUCGACAGCGAUGCAUCCACUGAGGGGUUUCAUGUGUUCGAGUUUGCAGAGGACUGGUCACCCCCGGACCACCGGGGCAUACAAUUCCAGGUUGUGACACAAGUGAGGAUUUACUCUUCAAAAACUGGUGCGUGGGUAGCAAUGGAACCCAAAUGGGACAGCCAAGUUAGCCUGUGCUUUGGUCAGCCUAGAGUUUUCCGUAACGGAUGUUUGCACCUGAUAGGGCUAAGCUGCUUUGAUGCAGAUGUGUUCGGGUUGGCAAUAGUUGAUGCACAAGGGCUAAAAUGGAGGAUCGUCCCGCUGCCAGCUAACAGUUUCUCGGGUUUCAUUGGGAAGUCUCAUGGGCACCUAUUUUAUGUCGACUCGGACACAUCUUUGACUACUAUAUCCGUUUACACUCUUAGUGGUGAGAUUUAUAACUGGGGUGUGUGUCAUCAGGAUGACGACUGCAUCUACUGGAAAUUGUACAAGUGUUCAAAUGUAAUUCCAAAUAAGGAGUCUCUCGAAGUCAUUGGAGUACACCCACAUGCCAAUCUCAUCUUCAUAGCUCAUUCGAACAAUCAAGUGUUGGCAUACGAUUUGGAUCGUCAAGAAAGCACAGUUGUAACUUCCAUUCAACAUCUUUCCUGGAGAGAUUGCAGAGAGGAUCCUCAUUAUUCCAGUAAAUUCUGAAGGUUGUACUGAUUCUCCGCCUUGGCCACUCAUCACUAAGAUUGGAGUAUAUUCAGCCAGAUCUGCAUACAACCUAGCCAGAUCCCAACUAUUCUAGGAAAAUCGAAGUGAUUAUGCCAAAAAAGCAUCGUCAAAUCAGUUGACUAUGGAAAAAGCUUGGAGAAAAUUAUGGGCGAUUCAAUGUCCUAACAAGAUGGAGGUGGUUUUAUGGAGAAUGGCUCAUAAUUGACUUCCUACGGGUAUCCAACUUCAAGUGCGAUCAAUCACAACAAGGUAUGAUUGUCAUCUUUGUAAUCGAAAGGAAAAUGAGGAGCAUUGUUCUUUGUAAUGCCAAUAUGUUAAAGAAAUAUGGAAAGAGCCGAAGAAAGAUAUUUUGGAUACUAGACAGGGUGGCAUCCACAUCGCCCCUGCAAGGCCAGCCAAGCUCCAGGAAUGUACCUCACCGGAUAUUUUGGACACUAGACAGGGAAUGCUGUAAUGGCAUGAUUUACCUCCAGG